Pyrgilauda ruficollis (rufous-necked snowfinch) is the source of this 5582-nucleotide messenger RNA. RefSeq names its product torsin family 3 member A (gene TOR3A). Gene Ontology annotation, cellular component: endoplasmic reticulum lumen; nuclear envelope. The record is from RefSeq and is a predicted model, not a curated record. The coding region runs from base 186 to 1418 and encodes 410 amino acids. The transcript is spliced from 6 exons. Lineage: Eukaryota; Metazoa; Chordata; Aves; Passeriformes; Passeridae. Gene Ontology annotation, molecular function: ATP hydrolysis activity; ATP binding.
CGGCCGUGGCUUUUCUCGCGUCCCCGCGGCUGCGACAGGGAAGCCGCGUCUGGCCGGGGCCGGCAGCGCCCGCGGCUGCUCCCCAGCAACGCCUCGGGAAGUGAGCUCAGCUCGGCUCCAGCGGACCGGGCCGGGCCCGCCCUGUUCCCGGGCCCCGCUCCGUUCCCGGAUCCCGCACCGCUGCCAUGGGCCAGGCCCGGCUCCCGGCCCCCCGCGGGCUCGGCUGCUUUGUGCUGGUGCUGCUGCUGCUCCUGGGCGGCUCGGGCAGCCCCGGGACAUCGCCGCCGCCCCGGGCGCCCUGGGCGGAGGAGCAGGGAGCCGUCCCGGAGCGGGGGCCGUGGGGCAGGGUGAGGUACGAAGCCGUGAAGAAGCAUUUGGGAGCUCUCUCCAAGCAGUAUUGGCGGUACCUGGCGUGCAGGGUGUGGCAGGAGGGCUGCGAGGAGGAGGAGAAGCAGCAAGAAGAAGGAGAGGCCGGUCCCGUGCCAGGCUGGGGCUUUCCUCUGGUGGGCCAGGAUUACCUGGAGAUCCUCUCUGCCUGGUACUGCAGCUUCGGCAAGUGCUGUGAGACAGGAGACUGCAGGAUAAUCAACAACAUCACAGGGCUGGAGGCAGACCUCAGUGGGCAGCUCCACGGGCAGCACUUGGCCCAGGCCGUGGUGCUGCGGGCGCUGCGGGGGUUCCUGCAGAGCCCACGGCCCCGCAAGGCUCUGGUGCUGUCCUUCCAUGGCUGGUCUGGCACAGGGAAGAACUUUGUGGCUCGGAUGGUGGCCAGUCACCUGUACCGGGACGGGCUGAGGAGUGACUGUGUCAGGGUGUUCGUCUCCCUCCUCCACUUCCCACAUCACAACUACGUGGACUCCUACAAGGCCCAGCUGCAGAGGCAGAUCAGCGAGACCCUGCAGCGCUGCAGGCAGGCCCUGCUCAUCUUCGACGAGGCCGAGAAGCUGCACUCCAGCCUCCUGGACGCCAUCAAGCCCUUCAUGGCUCAGCGCGACAGCAAGGGCCAGACAGAUCAGCAGAGACCCAUCUUCCUCUUCCUCAGCAAUCUUGGUGGCAACACCAUCAAUGAGGUGGCCCUGGACUUCUGGCGAGCCGGCCGGGCACGGGAGGAGAUCUCCUUGGAGCUCCUGGAGCAGCAGCUGCGGCGGGAGCUGCAGGAGGCUGCAGAGAACAGUUAUGCCCACAGCCAGCUCCUCAGAGACAACCUGAUCGAUUUCCUGGUGCCCUUCCUGCCUCUGGAGUAUCACCACGUGAAGCUCUGUGCUCGGGACGCCUUCCUGGCCCGUGGCCUUCCCUACACCGAGGCAACGCUCGACCAGGUGGCCCAGAUGAUGGUGUUUGUCCCCAAAGAGGAGAAGCUUUUCUCUGCACAGGGCUGCAAAUCCGUGCCCCAGCGCAUCAAUUAUUUCAUUCCUUGAACACCAGGGGGACCAGACGUGUGCUGAAGGUGUUCUGCACUCCGGGAGCUGCUCCCUUCACACAGGCUCAGAGGCAGAUGACCCAGCCAGGCACUUGCACAGGGACUUCACAGAGGCUUAAGCCCCCGUUACUCCCAGAGCUGUUGCAGGGAAGGAGGUGCAUCCCUUACUCCUGGGAUGUGGGGACAGCCUGUGCUUGGCUGCUUUUGGAGCCUGUCUGGUGUUCUAAGUCCCUUCUUUUAGCUGGAGGGGUGAUGUGGUUCUAUCAGAUGCUGUUCCAUGUGAGUGGGGACUGGGAAUGUCCAAGUCCUUGUUUUGUUGCUGUGUGGUGAAGGGAGGCCUUGGACAGGCUGGUCCUGUUGGGACAGUGUGGCCAAAGACACAUCCCUGCCCCCAAUUUUCUGUGUCAAUUUACAAGACCACACAGAACUGCUUUGCUGGAGUUGAGGUUUUCCCCUCUGUUGCUCUCUUGCCUUUUUAAGGUGUCUGCUGCUCAGGGACACAUGUGCCAGGAUUGUAGUUUGUGAAGGGAGAAAAGGACUGAAUAAUCUCCUCUGGAGAUGCCAAAUCCAUAGCUCUCAUCUUGGAGUGUCCACCUCUCACUGGAGUCUUCCGUUGUAUGGAAGCAGCUGCGGGGGUGAGGGGAACUUCUGCUGCAAUUGUUUUACUAAGCAGGUUGGUGCAGAGCCCGUUUCCUUCACUGCAAAACCAAAACGGGGAGAGAAUUCCUCUGCCCAAGGGCAGAGGGCAGGUGAGGAGGAUGGUGGCUGAAGCAUCAGGCUGCAGCUGCAUGUGAGUUUUCAUGGAUGCAGUAAAAGCUUGGGUUUUUUCCUUCCUUUUUUUUGUUUUUCUCUUCAGUACAUUUCAUGCUGUGGCUUUUUGGCUGGUAUCAGCAUUAUUGUUAUUAUUAUUAUUACAAGGGGCUGUUUGCUGUCUGGGUACUCGCCAGGUGAUAAGUGUGUUGCAGCAGCUCCAAAAAAUUUCAUCAGUGUUACAGGAAUCACUCUGUGACCUCUGGGUCAAAACUCCCUUCCAACAGGGCUGUGCUGGCGAGCAGUGACACAGCCCCUGCCAAGGACAGGGCUUGGCUUCCCAGCCACCCCCACGGGGACCUUUGCUCUAUUUUAAGCUCUGACCCAUUUUGCAGUGCCAGUGAUGAGCAGUGUGACCUCUGGCAAAGAUUGACCAGACAGACACAUCUGAGCCCUGCAGGCUCUGAGUCCCUGCUGGCUCCGUUACCUGAGGAGGCGUCGCAGUCCCAGCAGAGAUGAGCCAGCUGCUCUCCCACUGCUCAGCCAGUGCAGGUGGCUUAACCCAGCCCUGUGGAAUGGACCUUGGGGCUGUGCCAGCGUGGCUGAUCAGGCAUUUCUGAGACUUGGUUUAUGGUUAAUCUCAGGUGUCAGAAACCUGGGACCCACCGGGGCGAUGCCUCCAGCUGGGCAGGGAGGCUGCUGCCUCACAGGACACAGCUCAGGUUGUGUUUGGUCACCUGGGCACAAAGUUCAGCAAGCUGUGUGCUGAAGGAUAGGAGCCAAAAGGCUGUGUGUGUAAGCCAGGAGCACCUGGGAUUUUUUCUGAAUGUCAAGAAGUGUUCAGCUGGGUUAGGCUGGCACAGGCUGGGUGGCAGGAGGUCGCUGGGGACUGGUUUGAGGUGGACAAGGAGCAGCUCUGGCCGAGGGAGGUGCUGGUGACGCUGACAAGGGCGAGGCCAGGGCUGUGUCACACCUGGGUGAGCUCUGCUCAGCCCCACAACAGCAACAGCUGCUCUCUGACCACGCCAGGGCAACAGCUUGGUUCUAAAUAGAUGCUGCAUAAAUAAAGAUACUGCUUUUUCUGCAACCUGGUGGAAUUAAAUUAUUUCUCUUUUAAACAAUUUUUUCUACCCAAAUGAAAGAGCUUCUGGUUAGAACUCAGCAGCUUCAUAUAUUCAUUAAGGAGGGAAAAAAAAACCCCAGCAUCUACUCGAGUGGUUUUUGCCAAUAAAAUAUUGCAACCUUUAUUUAAAACAAAAUGCAAAUUGGCAAAACUUUGUGGAACGACAGGCAAAGAGGCUCUUCCAAGAGCCUUAUUUACAUCAAGUUUAACACUGUUCGCAGUUCACAGUCAGACGAUAGUGAGAGAAUUAAAUUAGAAAAACAACCAAAAUAUAUUACAAUAACAAUUAAAAAACAAAAACAGUUGACAACACUGCUAAGAGUGAUUGGUGAUUAACGUGAUUCAUUUCAAUCCAUUCCUGCCCUCAACGAGUUCCCUACCAGUACAAAGAGUGCCGUGUGAGCCGAGCAGGCUCCACCCACCUCCCGUGCACAACAGACACAUGGGGAAGAACGAGCUCCUUUGGUACAGACAUUGCUUAGCCUGGAGCUGUGAGAAACAAGUCAGUGUCCCAGAACCUCCUGGAGCUGCUACCAGAGAAUGGCCUGCGGGCUUGCUUCCACACUCCAGGGUCGUGCGGCACCACCCCAGCAGCCUCCACAGCUGCAGCUCCCUUCAGUGUCCCUGCCGGCUCCUGGUGAGCAGCAGGGCUGAGCUGUGUGUCACAGCCUGAUGGCUGUGGAGCCACCAUCCUGCGGAGUCCCUGGUGCCUGUCAGUGCCCUGGAUGCCCCGGAGGAAAAGCCUGCCUCAGGUAAGUGGUAGGACACGAGGGCUGGGAUUGCAGUGUAGCCCACCCACACCUCUGCCUGCUGGGGAGGGGCUGCUCUGUCUCCACUGUGGGGUUUGGCUCCCUGUGCCCCCAGCUCCUCCAAAGCACCCUGACAGAUGUCAACACUCGUGUUUGGCUGUCUCACGCACACAGGACCAGUGGCACCCAGGAGAAAGUCCUGAGGAGGACAAGCACAGCCUCCUCUCUCCCUGCUGUGUUCUGCAUCAGCAACGCUGCUCCCUUCCCUCCCCCUUUCCCACUGGCUGAACUUGGUGCAGUCCCAAGACCCAGACUCUCAGCUUCACCCCUGCCCACACUAAUGAAGAACCUGACUAAAUCAAGUGCACCACUCUGGGGUUAGGAAGGGUGUGCAGUGCAGGAAGAAGAGAGAAUUGCACCUGUGAGUCAGCCAAUUCCCACAGGGGUAGGAAGAGAAAGUGCCCCCCUGAGCUCCCUGUGUGCUUUUGUGCUUGGCAGUACCAGGCCGUGGGUGCCUUCCCCAUGGCAAAGACAACUGCUUUGAACCCUGGCCCACAGCAGUGCAAGGGAGAGAGCCCAGCUCCAGCUGUGCCCCCACAGCUGUCUGACAGUGCUGAGGAGAAGAAACAACAGGACUUCUGCCUUGUCCCCUGCCCCAAACCAUGGAGCUUGAAGUGCUCUUCACUGGGACAAAUAAUGGGGUGUCAGCACCCACACAUUCCUUUGCACAUGUGGUGCCAGGCUGAGAACAGAGAACAGGCCACAGUGGAGACCUUUAAGGCUGAAGAGAAAGGCAGACCUAGCUAAAGGGAGAGGGAAUGGUAAAAGUUUUAGAAGCAGCAGUGGAAGAAGUACAACUGGAUGGUAACUUACAGCAGAACCAGCCUUCCCAGAUUCCUUUUGCUAUCCUGCCAGAGGGCAGGGGAGCAUUGCAGUUUGGGAAUAAAACACUCUAGGGCAGCAGAAGUCCCAGCAAUUCCACAGCCUUCAAUUUAGGGGGAAAAAAACCUGUUCAGUCAGCACUACCUCUGCCACAAUCUGCCUGCCUGAUGUUAGGUGGUAGGUAAGGGCAGAGAAAACACUUCCCAUGAGAGUGGCAACAGGCAAAUCCCCAAAUUCACUGGCCCUUGUUUUUGCACCACAGGAGGGGUCAGAACUAAACACUCCUGUGUUGGGCACAGAGUCUCUGUGCUUGGAGAUGCCCAAAAGCUGCCUGGACAUGGUCCUCACAGGCAACUCUUGGUGGCCCUGCUUGGGAAGAGUGUUUGGAGCAGGUGACCUCCAAAGUUCCCUCCAACCUCAGCCAUUCUGUGACUCUGGAAAAGCAGCUGGAUGCUGCUCUGUCCCACUGCCCAUCUCUGCUGCAGGGGCAAGGAGAAAAUGGGGCACCUGAAAGGAAGUGGGGAUGGCCCACAGUGUUCAUUGGAACACGGCUCCUUUCUUCAGAAAGGGCUGCAAGAGGGGAGGUCUAGUAGUUAGAAAUUCCAUAUUGCUAUUCUACCACUUCUGCUGCAGCUUUUCUGGAAGACUGGCAUUUAGG